GGGAUUGUCUGAGGUACAAUCUAGCGGGUAAAGAAAAAUCGGAGUGGCCAGUGGCCUCAGGCACAAGCUUGCUGGAAUAGAGGAAGGAAGCUGUAAAGUAAAGCCCGGUAGAAACUUGACAGGAUGAGGCAGGUAAAUUUGAUUCGUAGUGAGAGGAAAGGAGAAAAAAGUGGAGGACAUCAAGCGAUACAGUUGUGAGUAAAGGAUGAGGCUAGCAGAGUGGCCACUGGUCACUGGUGUGUGUGGAUUGUGUAAGGUGUAAAGCCUUGUUACUCUCAUCACUCAUGGCCUCUUCUCUUCUUUCAUUCUCUCUCCCCAAAUCAAACUUGAUCAAGGCCUGCUCUUCCCCUCCUACUGCAACCUCCACCCUCUCCAUCCCGGACACUCUUGACCAAAAAUUUGGUCGCAAAGGCAUUAAAUUCUUGGAAUCUGGCAAUGUUCCACUGGUUGAGCUGACUGUUAGAAAUGGCAGUUCUCUCCGGCUUCGAAUACCAGAUGGCCUUGUCACCUCUUACAAGCCCAAAGUCAACUGGAAGGAUGAUGGGUUUGAGGAGGUUCUUUACACUCUCCCUGCAGCUGCCUCAGAUUCUACCAAGCCCAAAGGUGGGAUUGGUUUGGUCAUCAAUGAUGUAUCCGACCCUGCUUCCAAACUCUCUCCCCUCUCCACUGAAUGGGCUGUGAAGGAUGUUGAUUCUGAUGCCAUUGAUGCUCUCCAGGUUGAAUUGAGCUGCACCAGUGGAACUCUUGAUAUAACCUAUGUUGUCUCACUCUAUCCAGAAAGCAUGGCAACAGCAGUUCUUGUUAAUAACAAUGGCCGCAAGCCUGUGUCUCUUACCAGUGCAAUGCUUAGCCAUUUCAAAUUUAAGAGACGAGGUGGAGCAGCGAUCCAAGGGCUCAAGGGCUGCUCUUACUGCUCACACCCUCCUUUAUCUUCACCCUUUGAGAUUUUAUCUCCUGCUGAAGCAAUGAAAACUGAGUCUCCUGGCUGGUUCUCUUUUGAUUCUGAGUCUGAAAAAAAACGGGGCUCCUGGACCGUACAAGAUGAUCCAUACAUCAUUUUGAAGAAUAAACUGAGUAGAGUAUACACAACCCCACCAACAGAAAGAUUGAAGGAGUUCUACGACACCCCACCUUCAAAAUAUGAGACCAUUGAUCAGGGCCGUGAGCUUUUCUUCAGGGUAAUACGCAUUGGUUAUGAAGACAUCUACUUGUCCAGCCCUGGUUCCCUCUCAGAGAAGUAUGGGAAGGACUAUUUUAUCUGCACUGGCCCUGCGUCAAUUCUGGUGCCUGUGGUUGUGAACCCUGGUGAAGGGUGGAGAGCAGCACAAGUUAUUGAGCAUGACAAUUUGUAAUUACAUUUUUUAAAGAUAGAAUCAAAAUUCCAUUUUAUUUUCUUUUCAAUUUUUUUCUUGAACCUGGAUCCGUUUUUCUUUUUUAAAAUCAAAGUUGUAAUAAUAUAGUUAUAUUGUCUACGGUCAUAUUUGAAUUUCCAAUGGAUGAAAUUCAGGAUUCAUGCGUA
Vitis riparia (riverbank grape) is the source of this 1519-nucleotide messenger RNA. Its product is annotated as photosynthetic NDH subunit of subcomplex B 2, chloroplastic. The transcript has 3 exons. Gene Ontology annotation, biological process: carbohydrate metabolic process. Lineage: Eukaryota; Viridiplantae; Streptophyta; Magnoliopsida; Vitales; Vitaceae. Bases 285 to 1352 code for a protein of 355 amino acids. Gene Ontology annotation, molecular function: carbohydrate binding; catalytic activity. The record is from RefSeq and is a predicted model, not a curated record.